Molecule: messenger RNA, 2229 nt
Organism: Cuculus canorus (common cuckoo)
Lineage: Eukaryota; Metazoa; Chordata; Aves; Cuculiformes; Cuculidae
Gene: SNW1
Product: SNW domain containing 1
Exons: 14
Coding region: 73-1689 (538 amino acids)
Biological process (GO): mRNA splicing, via spliceosome
Cellular component (GO): spliceosomal complex
Source: RefSeq, a predicted model, not a curated record
GCUGCGCAUGCGCAGUUGCUGCCUUCGCAUUCCCCGCCCCUCUCGCGCGGCGGCUCGCGGGACGGCGGCAAGAUGGCGCUCAACAGUUUUUUACCAGCUCCAACCCAGCUGUCUCAAGACCAGCUAGAACUCGAAGAAAGGGCAAGAGCUCAAAGAUCUAGGCAGACUGCUCUAGUCUCAUCACGACGGGAACCUCCCCCGUACGGUUACCGGAAAGGAUGGAUACCACGAGUGCUAGAGGAUUUUGGAGAUGGGGGUGCUUUCCCAGAAAUUCACGUGGCCCAAUACCCAUUGGAUAUGGGCCGAAAGAAGAAAAUGUCCAAUGCUUUGGCUGUUCAGGUGGAUGCAGAAGGAAAAAUAAAAUACGAUGCAAUUGCUCGACAAGGACAAUCAAAGGACAAGGUUAUUUACAGCAAAUACACAGAUCUUGUGCCAAAAGAGGUCAUGAAUGUGGAUGAUCCUGAAUUGCAAAGACCAGAUGAGGAGACAAUUAGAGAGAUAACAGAGAAGACAAGAGCAGCCUUGGAGAAAUCAGUCUCCCAAAAAAUUGCGGCAGCCAUGCCAGUUCGAGCAGCUGACAAACUAGCUCCUGCACAAUACAUUCGGUACACGCCAUCCCAGCAAGGCGUUGCCUUCAACUCUGGAGCGAAACAGAGAGUUAUUCGGAUGGUGGAAAUGCAGAAGGAUCCUAUGGAGCCUCCAAGAUUCAAAAUUAACAAAAAGAUUCCCCGUGGACCACCUUCUCCUCCAGCACCUGUAAUGCACUCUCCUAGCAGAAAGAUGACCGUGAAAGAGCAGCAAGAGUGGAAAAUUCCUCCAUGCAUUUCAAACUGGAAAAAUGCAAAGGGUUACACCAUUCCAUUAGACAAGCGUCUGGCUGCGGAUGGCAGAGGACUGCAGACUGUUCAUAUUAAUGAAAACUUUGCCAAGCUUGCUGAGGCUCUCUAUAUAGCUGACAGAAAGGCUCGUGAGGCUGUAGAAAUGCGUGCCCAAGUGGAGAGGAAGAUGGCUCAGAAAGAAAAAGAGAAACAUGAGGAAAAGCUCCGUGAAAUGGCUCAGAAAGCCAGGGAGAGAAGAGCAGGGAUCAAAACCCAUGUUGAAAAAGAGGAUGGCGAAGCUAGAGAAAGAGAUGAAAUCAGACAUGACCGGCGCAAAGAGAGACAGCACGACAGAAAUCUUUCCAGGGCAGCCCCUGACAAAAGGUCAAAGCUGCAGAGAAAUGAGAACAGAGAUAUCAGUGAAGUUAUUGCCCUGGGGGUACCUAACCCCAGGCCAUCCAACGAGGUCCAGUAUGACCAGAGGCUGUUCAACCGGAGCAAGGGCAUGGACAGUGGCUUUGCUGGAGGAGAGGAUGAAAUUUAUAAUGUUUACGACCAGCCUUGGAGAAGUGGCAAAGAUAUGGCCCAAAACAUCUACAGGCCAAGUAAAAAUGUGGAUAAGGACAUGUAUGGUGAUGAUCUAGAGGCCAGGAUAAAGACCAAUAGGUUUGUUCCUGACAAAGAGUUUUCUAACUCUGAUCGUAACAGCAGGGGGAGGGGCAGAGAUGGACCAGUUCAGUUUGAGGAGGAUCCAUUUGGUUUGGACAAAUUUCUGGAAGAAGCUAAGCAACACGGUGGUUCUAAACGGCCCUCGGAUAGCAGCCGCCCUAAAGAACAUGAGCAUGAGACGAAAAAGAGGAGGAAGGACUGAACGCCUCUGAUCUUUGAGUAGCAGAGAAAUGGACUCCAAGCCUGGACUUUAUGCAACAGGCAUUUUUAAUAUCAGUGGUGUUUACGGGGGACAGUGUUGUAAUACAACAGUUGACAACCCUUUGUUUUGUGUGGAGAGAUAUGUAUAUACACACACUAAUUCUUCUAGCCGUGGAGUGGAGGAACGGAGACCAGUUUGGAACACUUCACGGAGGAAUUAUUCUUUAGCAAGUGCUCCAACUUAGCUAAUUCUCUGCCCAGCAUCUCAGGGUAAGAAUGUAGCCCCCUCCUACAGCUUUAUUUUUUGUAGGCAGCUAAUGCUUCUAUUUCAUCUGUUUUCCUGCUGUAUAUAAUCACUGUCUUAUGCUGUAAUGGAUGCUAUGGAGUUUAUGAUUCAGCAUUUCUUUAGUGUGGUUAAGCAGUUUAUUUGAACAAUGAGGGGAAACAGCUGGAUUCUGUUUUAAAACAUAAGUUUCUCAGUAAACUUAAUUUCAGUUUCUGUACAUUUAGUGAAAUAAAGCCUCCUUCCACUGCUCACUCA